This is a messenger RNA of Rotaria sordida, 1257 nucleotides long. NCBI's taxonomy places the organism in Eukaryota, Metazoa, Rotifera, Eurotatoria, Philodinida, Philodinidae. The record is from the annotation of a GenBank genome assembly.
AUGUCGAAAUUAAUAUUAUCAUAUUUAUUCAAAACAAAUUUAGCAGAAUUUCGUUCGGCUAUAUUAGAUGAUAAUACUGAUAGAAUUUGUCGUAUUUUGGAUAUUGAACGUGAUUAUCUUUAUAGACAAAUAGAUAGUCAUGGGAAUACGGCUCUUUUAUUAGCUAUUAAAUAUGCAUCACCGUUAACUGUUCAUUUAUUACUUGAACAAGGUGCUCAAUCUGAUCAAUCAAAUCAAACUACUUUUCAAACACCGCUUGCUUUAAUAGCUUCUAAAGUAUAUGACGAUUAUCAUUCACAUAAAGCAAAAAAAAAACUUGAAAUGGCUAAAAUUCUACUAGAUUAUGGAGCUUCUGUAGAUAUACUUACAUCACAUACUUAUAAAGAUGAAGUUGGUCAAGAUUACUCAAGCAAAGAAACACCUUUGAUGACAGCUGUAAGAAAAGGAAAUUUACCAUUAGCAACAUUAUUAAUCGAAAGGAAAGCAAAUGUUAAUUAUAUUGAAAGACAUUCAGGAAUGCGACCUAUUCAUUAUGCAAUAGCAAAUGGAAAUGAACCUAUGUUUGAUUUAUUAGAAAAUGCUGGUGGUCUAUAUACUUCUUUAGUAAUUAAUAGUGGAAAUACUUUAUUACAUUGGUUUUGUUGUAAAAAAGAAAAUGAUGAACAUAUAAAUUUAUUAAAUAAAUUAAUUGAAAAAGGAUGUGAUAUCAAUGCAAAAAAUUCUCAUGGACAGACUCCAUUAAUGUUUGCUGUUAAACAUAAUAUGAUAAAUACAUGUCGUAUACUUUUAGAAAAUGGAGUUGAUAUUGAUGAAUGUGAUUGUACUGGUAAUCAAGCUAUUGAUUUAUCAAUACCAGGUAGUGAAUGUUCAAGGUUACUUCUUCAAGCGGCAAAUAAUCGAAAAUCUAAAUCAAGUAAUCAGAGUAGUCAAAGUAGUGAGUCAAAGAGUAAAAUCGUUUAUACACGACGGAUUACUAACAAACGACGAUCUACUGCUGAAUCAAGUGAAAUUAAUUUUGAUACGACAAUAGAUCAAUGUAUUUCGUGUAGUUCUCCUAAUGAAGAAAAAGAAGAAAAAAAAAGUAUAUCGUCUCAUCUAAAUAUUUAUCCUAUUCGACGAACAAAUAGUGAAGAUAUAACUCCAAAAUAUGACUAUAUAUGGGAAAAAUUACGAAGAAGAUGUGAAAAACGACGAGAGUCAAGAAACUUAUCCAGACAAACAGAUCUUACCUAUAUGGAAGCUAAGUCGACGUUGUAA